GGUGACCUGAGUGACCUGCCAGCAAAAUGAAUGUCAUGAGGAAGCUGAUAGGUCAAGGUCAUCGGCCUGGUGCAGAUCUGAACCAGGGUAGCCCUGAUAACUCACUUGGGCUGAUGCACCUACGGAAGUUAUUUGCAGAGUUCUGGAACCCCAAGUCAGGAGGUGUUGGAGGCAGUCAGGCAGAUAAGGAAGACAAGCUGUACAAUAUGUUGCCAUUGUUCUGUAGGGUGUUUGGUGCUGCACCCUCUAGUGACCUAACAGAGAAGUUCAGUGAUGUUCUGCAGUUUUGCGGUCAUGUAUCAAAACUGAUGGUGAAUGAAAUACGACGUAGGGCCUCGAACCAAUCAACGGAUGCCGCUAGUUACAGCAUUGUAAAGUUCCUUGAGAUUGAGUCUACAGAGGAAUCCAGCAAUGGAUGGAUGUUACUCAGCACGUUAAACCUAUUAUCUACUGGAGCGCCAUCUUUAAUAGACUGUAUGACGGCUGCGUCAUUACCAUCAACCCUCGUGAAGUGUCUCUAUUUGUUCUUUGAUCUACCAGAUGUUGAGAAUAUCGACCAAGUUGACCCUGUCUCUGAUUUUACUCGCCACGAGAGACGUGUGUUACUCCAAAAAGUUUUUGUCCAGUUGUUGGUUCGAUUAUGCAGCCAUGUGUCUCCAGCAGAGGAGCUUGCGAGGAAAGAUGAUCUGACGCUCCUGUUCAGUGCAAUAACCAGUUGGUGCCCUGCCCACAAUGUGCCCUGGAGGAAGAGUUCUUCUGAAGUGUUGAUGACACUUUCUAGACAUGGACUUACUCCUAAUGUCGUGCAAUAUAUUCACAAUAAAGGCUGUGUGGCUCUAUGUAUAGACAACAUGCAGCGUGUACAGGAACUCUCUCCACUGGAGCUCGUUGAAAUGUUCGUCACAGUUUUCUGUUUCCUCAAAGAUUCCAGUGAAGUGUCCCAGAUUUUAGUCGAUGAUUUCCGCUCCUGCCAAGGCUACAUCUACCUCUCAGAUUUUCUACUCAGAAUGGAGAAUGACCUCUCAGAGGAGGCAAAACAAGCUUUGAGAAAUCUAGUUCUUCUGGUGGGAUCAUUGACAACAUGUGGCUUUAUAGAAAUCAAACCUAGUAGUGCCAGUACAGGCUCACUCUUCCAGAUGCCUGGUUUCUCUCUGCCUACCCCUGCAGGCAAAGGUGUUAGUGUACGCAAUCUCCAGGCAUUCCAAGUUCUGCAAACAGUCUUUUUAAAGUCAAAUACCAGUCACUUAUGCAGCAUAAUCCUAGAUGUAAUAAGCAGUAUUUACCACCAAGACAAUGCUAAUUAUUUCAUCCUGGAAUCACAAUGUACCAUAGCUCAGAUCUCAGAAAGGAUACACAAUAAACCACCAGAUAUACAGGGGAAGUUCUUUGAGAUCGUUGAGUUCAUUGUGUUCAACUUGAACUUUGUUCCUUGCAAGGAGUUCAUCAGCCUCAGUCUCCUCCUAAAGACUCACAAUUCCCUGACGUGCAGUAUUCUGUGUAUGAAAUGUCUACUGAAGAUUUUAAGAUUCCAUGUGAUAUACAAAGAUGUUUACCGGGAGGUAGGAUUGCUGGAGGUCAUGGUGACAUGUCUUAAUAGAUACGCCUCACUUCUUAAAGAUCCAGAUUCAGACGAAGGUGCAAAGCUGUCACAGAUUCCAGAGUCAGAGCAAGAGCUUGGCAGCCUAACAAUGGAGGCACUCUCAAUUCUCCUCAACAGUAACAAUGCUAAUGCAAUUGUAUUCCGGGAAUGUGGUGGAGCACGCUGUGUACACAACAUGGUGCCAUAUAUAGUGUGUCGUCAUCAAGUCCUCAACAUCGUCCAACAAUUGAUCCUUGCUACAGGGGGUGAUGAUGAUAUGGGUACAUUACUGGGUCUCAUGCACACGGCACCAUCCCUGGCACUGCAGCUAAAGACUCACAUCCUCAAAUCCCUAUUAAAUGUGCUACGUGAGAGCCACAGGAGUCGUACAGUGUUCCGCAAGGUUGGUGGUUUUGUGUACGUCAUGUCUGUGUUGGUUUCCAUGGAGGGUUGUCUUGCCAACCCACCUCGUUCACCCUGGGAGAAAGCUGAAUCCAGUGAGCUCAUUGCCCUACUGAAGGCUGUCUUCAGAACUCUGACAGUAGCCAUGAGAUAUGAACCUGCAAAUGCAAAGUUUUUCCGAACUGAUGUGAGGUAUGCCAGUCUGACAGAAGCUGUGAGAUUGCUUGGUUGUUUCUCCAGUGAGGUGGACAUCCAGCCAACUACUUCCACCUUAAAAACUAGCGAAGAUCAUCCUUUUGAUGAAUUCUUCUGCAAUCUCAAACCACACAGACUGAAGGAGGAGGUGCCUAAAACACUUAUCCAUGCCUGCAUGAUGGUCCGUUACCUCUAUGACAUGGCCUUGGAUGCAUUCGACAAAUCAUACCCUGUGACAACAAAUGACUCCCCAUCAACUGUAAAGAGGGCGCUAUCAUCCGAUCUCGAUAAAUUAACCGGUCAAAAUUCCCCAAUGAUAAAACGAGCGAGUACUGGCAGUAUUUUCAUGACACUGACCCAAGGAUCAAGUGAACCAAUCAUUGUGCAUGCUGGGGCUGUGGUGUCCAUGUUGCAUCUGCUACCUGCGAUAUCCUGUGAAGAAAACCCACAAUUGGAGCUAGACUUACAAUACCAGGUGUCUGAGAUCAUGAAGUCUUUGGUUAGAUGUGACAGGAACCAGCAGGUGAUGUGUGAGGCGGGGCUCUCCCAUGAGAUUCUCUCUCACUGUAACAUUGCCCUGGCAGAUGAGUCACACAUUCUACACCCACAGUUGCAGUAUAUAUUUGAGAGACUUGCCUCACAGUCCCUCACGCCAAAGGAUUUGAGGGACUUCAUGAGACUUGGGGCACCCUUGAACUCAAAUGCCACAGAUGACAACUUUACUGAAGCAGAACAAAACAACGAUCAAACCACAGACAAUUCAAACAAUCAAGUUAAAGUGUACGGAGGCCCUGUACCCUUGACUCGAGUUAAAUGUUUAGUUUCCAUGACAACACCUCGAGAUAUACGUCUUCAUGGUGCCUCAAUCACGCCAUCUUUUGUUGAGUUUGAUAUGAGUGCAGAAGGGUUUGGUUGCCUAUAUUUACCUAGUAUUGCACCCCAAGGACCACCAGCACCAUCUGUUGUAGGGGUUGCUGUGGUAACAGGAGGUGACACAACAGUGAUAGGAGGCGUGGGCACAGGAGAGAGGCUGUUCCCACCCCAGUCAGGGCUGACUUUCUCAUCGUGGAUAUGCAUAGACAAGUUCUGCACUGGCUCAGAGGGACACCCAGUACGCCUUUUAACUCUAGUCAGGAAUAUCCAGGGCAGAGAGGACAACCUGAUCUGUCUCAGUGUGAUGUUGGCUCACAGGGAUCGUGCCAUGCUAGUCUCAACCCAGGAGGUCCACAUGCCUAUACAAGGUGGUGCUGACUUUGAAGCAGAGCCAAUUCUGAAUGAAAGUAUGGUUAGAUUCUGGUGUCCUGAGCUGACCCAAGAGGGCCAGUGGCACCAUGUGUGUCUCGUGUUCCACAAAGCAGGCAUCAUGAAGAACAGCAGUGUUAGUCUCAUGGUAGAUGGCGCUCUGGUUAGCACUCAGAAGCUUCACUACAUAUCUGCCAGUCUGGGAGGUGGAGGAACUGCAUCCCCCCAGGCUGUCACCUCAGUAUUCGCCUACAUAGGUACCCCACCCCAGCUACGUAAACCGUCCAAGGUGGUGUGGCGCCAGGGACCAUGUCAUCUCUUGGAAGAUGUGAUGACUCCUAGUAUGGUAGAGACUGUUUAUAAACUGGGGCCUAACUAUGUUGGAAGCUUCCAAGCACCUGCCCUCGGUAAGGAGGUGACUGGCGCCCUGGUUUCCGAGGAAAAGGUGAUAUUUGGCUUCUAUGCACAUGCCAUGUCACAGAUGACCAUUGCAAAGAUACGCAAGAUCUACAACAAAUUUGACAGCAAGUCCAUCGCCAAACAGCUUGUAAUGUCCACACAUGAAAAUGCCACACCCAUUCGGAUUCUCCACAACUCUGCGGGUCAUCUAAGUGGCCCAGCGAGGUCACUCGGUGCAAUUAUUAUGGGUUACCUUGGAGUGAGAACAUUCUGCCCCAAACCUGUUGCCCGUAAUCUUCUGAAUAUAGGAGGCACUUCAGCAUUGUUGGGUCUUAUUGCCAUGGCAACGGAUGUAGAGGGACUAUAUGCAGCUGUGAAGUCAUUAGUUUGUGUUGUAAGGAGUAAUAAGGCAGCCAUUAGAGAAAUGGACCGAAUGAAAGGAUAUCAGGUUUUGGGGAUGUUAUUGAAGAAAAAACGCCAUCUAUUGAACAGUCAUAUUCUCCACCUUACAUUCUCUCUGAUCGGCACAGUGGAUAGUGGCCGUGAAAGCACCGUCAUUCCAAACAAACAUGCCUUUGAAGAUCUACUAUGUGACCUUGAGAUCUGGCGGGAAGCCCCUGGUGACCUACAGCGCUCUCUAUAUGAACAUUUCUUCGAAUUGCUCACUGAAUCAAGUGAGCUUUCCAGUAACCUACUGUUGAUGAAUGAGGUUGGGUUAGUGUCCAAGCUGCUCCAUGUCUUCAAGGAUAAUAACCUAUCAUUAGCCAGUCAGCAGACCAUAGCAAGUGUACUUACUGUACUGCUUAGGGGCGCAAAACAGACAGAAGGUUUACUAAGGUUUGGUCAGUUCAUGACCUAUACACUCCCCACUAUGUCAGUCAGUGAGCAAAAUGCUAAUGUUACUCCUCAUGAUGGACUAGAACAUGUCACUGAGAACACAGGACUCGUGUCUGCUUACAACAUACGCAUUCGCAACCUCAUGUUGGAAAUUGUCAUCAAGUUACUGAUAAAUCAAAAUGGCACAUUAAACUUACAGUUUGCAGAUGAUUUACAGCGAGUGCUAGGAUUCGAUUGGCUGUUAUUAUUCCUACAAGGUCACCUGCACAGAUCAACAGUUGUUUUGAGCAUGCGACUGUUGGUGACCAUGUUGUCUCACAGUACCAGCCUACAGAGGUUUAGAGAGGGCACACAUGGGGGAGGUUGGCUAAAUGAUACAGAGGCAGUUUUGAAGAGCUCCUAUGGUAUCGUAGUAGGUUUCAACAUGAGUUCCAGUAACAACAAAAGUCAACAGAAUCAUGAGAUUAAUCAAGAUACUAGUCAUAUCCCAGGGUUCACCUCUCUACAAUGGCUGCUCCCAAAGCACUCGGACAUCCAUGAGUUGUACUUCCUGUUGAUGGCACUGUUGUUAGGGCAACCAGUGAAACGGUUACCAGAGUGUGAACAGUUUGACUUGGAUUCUGUGUGGACGUUUAUAUUUGGUGUUCCUGCGAGCCAAUCAGGAGCCAAGAAAGCCAACAAUCGAGCAGAGCUUUGUCCCGAGGCAGCAUUUGUGAUCUUGUCUAUGAUCAGAUAUAUGUUGAAUCAGCCUGAAUCUCUAGAGGGGGAAGGUACAUGGUUACAUGAGUACCCAAUCACCCUGAUGCAAUUCCUUCUAUUCCUCUACCACAACCAGGCUGACUUCAUCCCCCUUUGUAUGAGUGAAGAGUUCCUAUGUGGCCUCGUAGCCACCCUGUUUCCCUAUAGACUCAGCUCUGUAUCAAGCAGCGAGGUCUCCUCACCUGUAGAUGAGUUCAAGCCAUACCCUGGUAGUGAAGAUAUGGUCUUAAUAGAGUCCUCCCCUCAGAGCACUGUCAAUACAGAAACAAAACUUACCAGUCAUCCAGCUAAGAAGUUUGUGCUGGAUUUCAUGAGGAUGAUUGUGGUGGACAGUCUGUCACUGCCAUCUAGCAGCAAGACUAUUCCAGUCAUUGAUAAUUUGUUAGAUGCAUCCCCAGAGCACAGUACUCCUGGUCAACAGAGAGAGUUACAGACAGAGGUGCUUAAAGGCCUGAUGGACCAUCUCCUUGCAGCCGAUGCUCUCCUGGGGGAGCAAGCAGCUCUCCCUAUAGCCAUUGGGGGUAGCUAUGGCAACAUGGCAUCAAACGUGUUUUAUUUCGCUAGUAGGGUUGUUGACAAACUCUGGCAAGGUUCAUAUGUUAGAGACUCAAAAGAGGUGUUUGAAUUCAUUAGUAAUCUCAUAGCUCAAGCCAAACGUAAAGCCUCUGGCCUGUCUCUAGACCCAAUCUACAAGAGCUUAAAUCGCUGCCUCCUAUAUAGACUGUCCCGCCCUCUAUAUGCUGUAUCCUCCCAGAUGACAAUCCUGGACUCCCUACACAAGAUCACAUGCAACAGGACACUGGUGUUCGGACCUGGCAAUUAUGACCAGGAAUUCUUGGGAUGCCUCAGUUACCUCCUUCUUACCCUAACAGAGGAUGUCAAUGGUUCAGCUAAUGGUGAGAAGAUAGAUGAACAGACAAACACAAAGUGGCACAUAAUGCCUGAUGACCCCCAAAACAACACUGACCUACUCAACAGAAGUUCAGAUAAGCUGGGGCAAGAAGGACUACAGCUGGUGGCCAAUGCAGCAAAACGUGUCUGGGAAGAGUUGUAUGUCUGUAAAAAACCUACAUUAGAGGAAAUCUUCAAAGUGACCUUGAACCCCAGUCUUGCUGACCCAACUGCCAAGGUUACGACCCCUGAACUGCACAAUGUUCGACCAAUGAUAUCUGAAGGUGCAUCCAGGAUGUGGUUGGCUUAUGUUGACUGGGAGAGAACCAAAUCAGUAACUGAAGCCCAGAAACUACAAAACCAGUUGCAGUCGAAACUUGCAAAGAUGUCAAGUGGUGUAUUGAGAUUGGCUGGAAAGAAGACAAAGAGAGAAACUCCCUACAAGAAUUGUAUUACCACACCAGCUGAGAUGAACAUGUGGACUUGGACUCAUGUGGCUAUAGUCAGGGACUUAGUAGAGCUACAUUAUAAACAGUAUUUACAGGCACAGAGCCACAUGCAAAAGAUUCUUUAUGAGGAGUGGCAUCAGACAGAGACUGCUCUCCUACGUGAGAGAGGUCUCUGGGGGCCCUCCACCGGCUCUUCCCUAGAGAAAUGGAUGUUAGAUAUGACAGAAGGGCCAUGCAGAAUGCUCAAAAAAAUGAUGCGAAAUGACUUUUUCUAUAUUCAUUACCCAUAUUACCCAGAAGGCAUGGAGAAUGUUAGUCGGAAAUACAAAAUGGCGGUUAGCUAUGAUAGUGAGAAGUACUACAAAAGAUUUCAGUCUAAGAGUCUUAUAGGAGAAGAUAUUGGACCACAAGCUAUUACAAAACAGCCACAGUUGAUGCAGGAGGAGUCAGUGGAAAAGGAAGAGGAAUUGUCAUUAACCACCAGCAACCUACUAAAGAGACAAGGCACUGCUGCUAGCACUGAUGCCGCUGAUGAUGACAAUGAUGUAACUGACAUAUCAACUGAACCCAACAUAAGUGAAGGACCAAACCCUGAUAACCAAACUGUACUAAGACUCUUGGAAGAAGAUGAAAAGAUUACACAUAUGUUCCGAUGUGCAAGAAUACAAGGUCUAGAUACAAGUGAAGGACUACUUCUUUUUGGGAGAGAACAUUUCUAUGUGUUAGACGGUUACACAUUACUGAAAACGAAAGAAAUAACGGACAUUGAUAACAUUCCAGCAGACAAACACGAACCAAUCAUUCCUAAGACAACUAUGUGUGUCACCACAACGAUGAAGCGCAUGUGCAGUAAAUUUACCUAUGAAGAUAUAAAAGAGAUCCAUAAACGACGCUAUUUGCUUCAACCAAUCGCAUUAGAGGUGUUUUCAUCAGACGGCCGCAACUUCCUAUUGGCAUUUCCACGAAAAUUAAGGAACAAAAUAUAUGCCAAAUUCAUGGCAGUGGCGACAUCUAUCACCGAUAAUGCACAACAGUCAGUAUCAGGCCAGAAGCAGAAUGCAAAAGUUGAACCCGGGACUGGCCUGAUUAGUAGCUUAAUGGGAGAGAAGUCUGUCACACAGCGUUGGGAGAGAGGUGAGAUCAGUAAUUUCCAGUACAUCAUGGCUCUAAAUACAUUAGCUGGACGUUCAUAUAAUGACCUAAUGCAGUACCCUGUCUUCCCAUGGAUAGUUGCAGACUAUGACUCACAGGACCUUGACUUGUCAGAUCCUGCUACAUUCAGGGAUCUAUCUAAACCAAUGGGAGUUCAGACGGAGAAACGAUUGGGGCAGUUUCAGAAACGCUACAGAGAUUGGGAUGAUCCUGCAGGUGAGACCCCACCCUACCACUAUGGUACCCACUACUCCAGUGCAAUGAUAGUCGCAUCAUAUCUUGUCAGAAUGGAACCCUUCACACAACAUUUCCUCAGGCUUCAGGGAGGUCACUUUGAUCUAGCUGACCGCAUGUUUCACAGUGUGCGGGAAGGAUGGCUAAGUGCAUCCAAACAUAAUAUGGCAGAUGUCAAGGAACUUAUUCCUGAAUUCUUCUAUCUGCCAGAAUUCCUCAGGAAUGCCAAUAAAUUUGAUUUAGGUUCUAAACAGAGUGGAGUUGUUCUGGAUAAUGUCAUCUUACCAACUUGGGCAAAAGGAGAUGCUCGGGAGUUCAUCAGAGCUCAUAGAGAGGCACUCGAGUGUGACUAUGUGAGUGCUCAUCUACAUGAGUGGAUAGACCUGAUAUUUGGAGCCAAGCAACAGGGGCCUGCAGCAUAUGAAGCCAUGAAUGUCUUCCACCACUUGUUUUAUGAGGGAAAUGUUGAUAUAUACAGUAUAGACGAUCCAUUGAAGAAGAAUGCUACCAUCGGCUUCAUCAACAACUUCGGGCAGAUACCAAAACAGUUGUUCAAGAAACCUCAUCCACAAAAGAAGCUAAAUAUACGACUACUGGAGCCUGUAUCAAUGCCAAAUGUUGUCAACACCUCAGCAGAUAAACUGUUUUUCCACAAUUUGGACAUCCUAAAGCCUGCAAUGCAACCAGUCAAAGAACUGAAGGGUGCUGUUGGUCAGAUCUGGCAUAAUGAUCGCAAUGUACUAGCCGUGGAGCAACACAAAGUCCUCAUUCCACCCUCCGGGAGCAAGUUCCUUGCCUGGGGCUUCUCAGAUCUCAGCCUUAGGAUUGGUUCUUAUGAUUCAGAAAAGGCAAGUGCAAUAUAUGAGAAUUUAGACCAGGGAGAUAUCAUGUGUGCUUCCUGUCCCAAUGGGAAGACAAUAGUCACAGGUGGAACUAGCACAGAUGUAUGUGUCUGGCAAAUGGGUACAGGAAAGCACAAGAAGCAGUUACAACUGAAGCAGGCCCUCUAUGGCCACACAGAGCCUGUCACAUGUAUCUCUGCGUCACAGUCUUACAAUAUCAUAGUUAGUGGCUCACGGGACAGGACGUGUAUUGUUUGGGAUAUGACAAGGCUGAUCUUUGUGAGACAGCUUAGAGGGCAUGCUGCGCCGGUUGCAGCUGUCGCAAUCAACGAUUUAACAGGAGACAUAGCAACAUGUGCAGGAACAUAUGUUCAUGUAUGGAGCAUCAAUGGUGAUGAGAUAGCCAGUGUGAAUGCAGCAACAGGGACAAACCAGCAGAUCCUGUGUGUGGCCUUUUCUCAGAUGAUGGAGUGGGAUGUCCGCAAUGUUGUCAUGACUGGGGGCAGUGAUGGAGUGGUCAGAAUGUGGAGCAUAGAAUUUGUUCAAGUGCCAGAUGAAACUAAGACCAAGAAGAAAGAUGCAAUGGAUGGUAAAGAUUCUGAUAAAGCUGCAGUCAUUGAAAGGCUGGCACAGUUCAAGUCCCCAGGUCCUAUACGUCAAUAUAGCGAGACACAAGAUGGUGAAUCUGUUCUCAGUGAGACAAAUACAGAGGACACUGUCAGAGUAAGAGAUCCCCUAGUAGCAUCACGUCUCCAUGCUCUCAACUCCUCUAGUAUGCAGACAAUGGGGGACGUGAUGUCUCUUGAUGAUGAGACCAGUAGACUAUCAGAUACUGGUAUAGAGAGUGGAAUGGAUGCCUUAACUGAAUUAGAAACAUAUAUGACCAAAACAACUAGCCAAUCAGCUUUGAAGGAGUUAGAGGUGAAAGUUGAAAAUGGUGAUGAUCCAGAAGGUCCAAAGUCUCCAUCUUCAGAUUUUGUAAUUUUGAGUGAUAGUGAGGUUAAAAACAUUCCUAAAUCCGUUGAUGAUGUCAUACAGAAAUAUUCUCCCAAACGACGCCAGGACACUCUGAGAGAAGGCUUCAAGUGGCAGAGACAGCUUGUGUUUAGAAGCAAACUAACGAUGCACACAGCAUUUGAACGCAAAGAUAAUCGUGAACCAGCAGCUGUGACUGCUAUCGCCUCAUCGAAGGACCACAAGUGUGUCUAUGUGGGUGACGUAAAGGGGCGUGUCUUCAGCUGGUCUGUUUCUGACCAACCAGGACGCACCAUGGCGGACCACUGGGUUAAAGACGAGGGUGGAGAUAGCUGCUUAGCAUGCUCCGUCAAGUUUUCAUUCUCGGAGAGACGACAUCAUUGUCGCAACUGUGGCCAGUUAUUCUGCUCCAAGUGCAGUAAGUUUGAAAGUGAGAUCCAUAGACUGAAAAUAAUGAAACCAGUCAGAGUGUGUCAGGCUUGUUUCAACAUAGUCAACAAGGACCAAGACUCUGGUGCUAAACCAGUGUACUUAUAACAUGUACAGCUUAACAGAAGUUGUGUACAUUAACAGAGAUUGGCUUGAAACCUGUAGACGAGACUUCAUAGACAAGAUUUAAGAGUUGAAGUCCAAAAUUGGCCAACAAUAAAGAAGAUGCAAUAUGGAUACCCUACACAUGGUCGGUUAUAUGAUGCGUUCCCUUUCGAUGAGGAAGCUUCAAAUAAAUGAUAUUACAUGUCGGAAUACCAUUGUGUAUCGAGAACAGGGGGACAUAUAAAUGGGGAGUAAAUACCUAUAUUUAAAUGAGUAUUACUCGAGAUCUCCUCAAGUGAGACUUGAAGCAGUGUUUCCACGUUAGUAGAAGUGGGAAAAUGUACUCCAUGUAUCCCUGAUAUAAAGGGUCUCAUCCCAGAGUCUUCUAAUAUGUCACCAUAUCAAAGAAAGAUACAGUACAAUACCACUUUGGUAAGACGUUUUGUCAGAUUUUAGAAUGUGUAGUUUACAGUAUAUGUAUUACACAAGGAUACUUGCCUUAGCUGUAGCCACAUUAGAAGGUAGAUAGAGAUUAACAAGUAUACAUGUAGAUAACAUAUUUUAGUGCAAUAUUAGUUUCAAAGAGUGUAAAACACUUUUAUGUAAAACUGAAUGUGUAGAUAUUAUAAGAAAUUCUGGGCAUUUUUAAUUAAUUUUAUUGAUUCAAUUUUCAUUAAAGAAUGAGAUUGUCCAUUUGUGAAAGAAGUAACUAGAAAUGAAUUUGGUCCAUGCAUAAAGU
This is a messenger RNA of Owenia fusiformis, 11229 nucleotides long. Lineage: Eukaryota; Metazoa; Annelida; Polychaeta; Sabellida; Oweniidae. The record is from the annotation of a GenBank genome assembly.